UGUAAUUUUGUUUUGCAUGGACUUUGCAGGCACGCAAUGUGAGGUGAAAAUAGUGACAAGAGUCAGAAGACAAAAGUGAGUGCAUAAAUCACAAAGAAAGGAAAAGGAAAAAGAAGGAAAAGAGCUUCAUAAUGAAAAAGCCGCCAACGAUCUUCUCCUCUGCGCUGUUGUUGAUGUUCACGCUUCCUCUGUUAUCCAUGCCCCAAACGUAGAAAAAAGGAAAAACCAAGAACAAAGACACCCCUUUUCAUUUUCUCUGCAUUCUGGAAAAUGGGUCGUCGCCUAAACGAUUCAGAUUUUGGAAGGUUCGCGCUUUUCGCCCUCUUCUUGAUUGGUGCAAUCUCCUGCUCCGCGGUGUACCUUUUCCUUACCGUGUUCGUGAGGCCCGACAGUGAAUCUCUGCCUUCGGUGGAAGAUGAGGGUCCAAAAGAAGAGCAAUGUUGCAGAGGGGUCGAGCAUUUGGAGCUUUGGGGUGACGCUGUCAAAUGGGGUUCUCAAUUUGUUUUGAAUUCCUCUGAAGAAUGUUGCAUGGCGUGUAAGAGAAUGUGUAACGGUGAUGGAGGACCCUGUUUGUGUAAUUCCUGGGUUUAUUGUGGCGAUAGAGAGGCGUGUGGAUCUAGAUUUGGUGAGUGUUGGUUAAAAAAACAACAGGAUGCUUUAAAUCCAGAUCGACGAGACUCGGGAGAUCUAGUAAUGUGGACUUCUGGGUUGGUCUUUCGUAAGGGAGAGGAAAUCGUUGGUAUGGAAACGGACCAUGGAAUUCUUCGUGUAAAACUUUUGCCCGAAUGCGCUCCAAAUUCUGUCUUCUACAUUCUUGAGCUCUUGGCACUGCCUCACUGCGUUGGUUGUCAGAUUCAUAGAGCUGAAAACCGAGGAAACUUUUGGGAUUCAAAAGGAAAUCACAUAAAAAGGACUUCAUAUGGUCCUCCUUUUGCACUUAUUCAAGGAACAUUGGGAUCUCAUGGCUCUAUUUUCAAGGAUAUUCCAAAAGAGCACUGCCCUACCAUAAGAAGAGGAUCUGUAGCAUGGGUUGGUUCCGGUCCAGAAUUCUUCAUCAGCCUUGCGGAUCACAAGGAAUGGAAAAAUCCAUACACAGUUUUUGGCUAUGUUCUAUCUGAGGAUAUGGAAAUCUUAGAGAAAAUUUCUCAGCUUUCAACAAAAUCUGAAAUUUGGAAUAGCAUUAAGAUCUCUAUCUUGGAGAACCCAGUUUCAUUACGGUUUCGAAGAAUGAACACAAAGUCUUGAAUCCUCAGUUUCAUUCAUUUGUUCUUUCAAAAUUUUCCUCAUUUGUUAAGUGAUAAGUGGUUCAAUA
This is a messenger RNA of Vigna unguiculata (cowpea), 1312 nucleotides long. RefSeq lists its product as uncharacterized. Gene Ontology annotation, molecular function: peptidyl-prolyl cis-trans isomerase activity. Gene Ontology annotation, biological process: protein peptidyl-prolyl isomerization. NCBI's taxonomy places the organism in Eukaryota, Viridiplantae, Streptophyta, Magnoliopsida, Fabales, Fabaceae. The record is from RefSeq and is a predicted model, not a curated record.